AUGAUUGUGGGAAAAAGCUCAAAGAGCAAAAAAUUGGCUGCAAAAGGAAUUGGAAAGAGUAGUCGCAAGCGGAAAGCAUCAGAAGAGAUCUUAAUCGAGGACCACGGGAAUAAAAACCACACCUCUCCUGUAAAACUGGAUGAUGAAGAAAAGCCAUCUCUCAUGGACAUUUCACAGCCAAGUGAUUCCGAUGGAGAAGGAGAUUCAGACAAAGAGGUUGCCUUUUCUACUCGGUCAAAGAAGUUUCCAACAUUACGCUAUGCUUUGCAGUUACAAGUGGCUCUCCGCGAAGGCUUGCUCAAAACGGAUAAACUCAACUACAUCGUGCCUGCAAAGCGACCAAUUAUAAACAGAACGGCCGAAAUGCGUGAAAAAAUUGCGGAGUUUGCAAAAAAGCUGCCUUGGAUUGAAACUGUGGAUGUGACAACAAAAUCAACGCUCACUAAGGAGAUGAUCGACAACGAUUUCGAUCGUGAAAUGCAGUUCUACCUUCAGGCAGAAAAAGCCGUUCAAAUAGCAGUUCCUCGCUUACUCUCCAUGGGAGUGAAAGUGAUCCGACCCCCUGACUAUUAUGCUGAAAUGGCGAAGAGCGAUGGUCACAUGCAAAAGGUGAGAAAGCGGUUGUUGAAAAUCCAGGAGGGUAAGGAGCGUCAGGAAGCAAUACGUAGGAUGCGAGAAGAAAAGAAGUACGCUUCUAAGGUUCAGAAAGAGGUCUUGGAAAAGCGGAGCAGCGAAAAGAAACAGUUGAUGGAAGCUGUCAAGAAGCACAAAAAAGGAAUGAAGCAACAGCUGGAGGACAUGCUUAGCAAUGUUAAAAGGAUGGGACUGGACCAGGAUGACGAAGAUGCCUCAACAUCUGCGAACAAAACGAAGAACUUUGGUGGGAAUAAAGUGGGUCGUGGUUUCGACGCCAAGAAGAAGUGGAAAAGUGAGAAGUUUGGAUACGGUGGAAAGAAGAAAGGCAGUAAAAGGAAUGACAAGGAGAGUUUCGAGAACGUUCACGAAGGAAGAAAAAAGUUCGGUGGUUCAAAGGUUGGGUCAGGCGGCUCUCGCGGC
This is a messenger RNA of Cooperia oncophora, 1056 nucleotides long. The record is from the annotation of a GenBank genome assembly. Lineage: Eukaryota; Metazoa; Nematoda; Chromadorea; Rhabditida; Trichostrongylidae.